UCGUCGUUUGUGCUGCUGGCAGAACGAACGUCUCUGAACUACCGGAUCAACAUGGAGAGAAAAGUUCUAGCACUUCAAGCAAGGAAGAAGAGGGCGAAAGCAAAGAAGUCGAGCAAGAAACAGCCAGCCCACCCCAGGGGGGCAGCACCACAGCAGCAGCCCCAGCCAGAGGCUUCUCCCCAGGAGCCAGAUGAGCCUGAGGAGAUCCUAGGAUCUGAUGAUGAGGAGCAGGAGGACCCCAAUGACUACUGCAAGGGUGGCUACCACCAUGUAAAGAUAGGAGACCUGUUCAAUGGGAGGUACCAUGUGAUCAGGAAGCUGGGCUGGGGACACUUCUCCACUGUGUGGCUGGCCUGGGACAUCCAGGUGAAGAGGUUUGUGGCUAUGAAAGUGGUGAAGAGUGCAGAGCAUUACACAGAGACGGCUGUAGAUGAGAUCAAACUGCUCAGUUCUGUGAGGAACACGGACCCUGACGAUCCCAAGAGGGAGAUGGUGGUUCAGCUACUGGAUGAGUUCAAGAUCUCCGGCAUCAACGGGACUCAUGUGUGCAUGGUGUUUGAGGUGCUGGGGCACCACCUACUGAAGUGGAUCAUCAAGUCCAACUACCAGGGCCUUCCUCUGCCCUGCGUCAAGACCAUCAUACGACAGGUUCUCCAGGGGUUGGACUACCUUCACACCAAGUGUGAGAUCAUCCACACUGACAUCAAGCCAGAGAACAUCCUGUUGACGGUGAAUGAGCCAUACGUGAGGAGGUUGGCCGCCGAGGCUACGGAGUGGCAGAAAGCAGGGGCUCCCCCACCCUCAGGGUCCGCAGUCAGCACAGCUCCAGCUCCAAAAGCAACGACCAAAAUGUCCAAGAACAAGAAGAAGAAAUUAAAGAAGAAGCAGAAGCGUCAGGCGGAGCUGUUGGAGAAGUGCAUUCUGGAUCUGGAAGAGAUGGAGAAGGCUCCGGAGAGGGAGGAGGAGGAUGAUGAUGAAGAGGAUCCGGAGUCUCCCGUAUCUCCCAAGCAGCAGCGGCCAUAUUGUGCUCCUCUCAGACAGGUCUCCUUACAGGAAGUAGCCAGCCAAGACACAGCAGGAUGCAUUGCGGGUGCAGAGGUGACGCGGUUAGGACCAGAAGGGAUAAUAACAGACGCAGAAGUGAACUGUAACGGCCUUCAUCCUGAGGAAGAGGACGAUAAAACGGAGGAGAGGAAGGCACAGUGGAGAGAGCAAGACCAACACAACGGUAACGUAGACCAAACAGAGGAUUGUCCUCUUCUUCAGGAGUCUCCACCACCUCAACCCGUGUAUAACGGCCUGGUGGCCCCGGAUACCCCAGAGAGUGAGGAGGGGAGUGGAGCUCUGACCUGGAAGGUGGCUGAAAUAAAGACUAAAGCAUCCGAGUCUGAGACGAAAAGCUUUGAUGGCCAGGAGGAGCUAUCGCCAGAGGAGCAGAAGAAUCAGGAAAGGAGUCAAGUAGAAGUGACAGAGGAGGCGCAGGGCAGGAGUUGGAAGGAGCAGAACAGGAGUCGUGGGGAGGAGGAGGUGCUGGAGAACGCCCAGUUUGGAGAACAGGAGAGUCUGAAGGAUGCCAAACUAGCAGCGGGGAACCUCCUGGUGAACCCCCUGGACCCACUCAACGCAGACAGACUGAAGGUCAAGAUAGCGGACCUGGGAAACGCCUGCUGGCUGCACAAGCACUUUACGGAAGACAUCCAGACGAGACAGUACCGUUCUCUAGAGGUGCUCAUAGGGUCUGGCUACAACACACCAGCUGACAUAUGGAGUACAGCCUGCAUGGCGUUUGAGCUGGCCACUGGGGACUACUUGUUUGAGCCCCAUUCCGGGGAAGAUUACUCCAGGGACGAAGACCACAUUGCAUUGAUCAUUGAGCUGCUGGGGCAAGUCCCACACAAACUCGUAACAGCUGGGAGAUAUUCCAAGGAUUUCUUCACCAAGAAAGGGGACCUGAAGCACAUCACCAAGCUGAAGCCCUGGGGGUUACUAGAGGUGCUGCAGGAUAAGUACGAGUGGUCCAAAGAGGAGGCUGAUUGUUUCGCUGACUUCCUCCUCCCCAUGCUGGAGCUGGUACCAGAGAAGAGGGCCACGGCUGCAGAGUGCCUGCGCCAUCCCUGGAUCGCCCCCCAGUGACGGCCCCCAGUACUGCAAUACAAAACACCUAGGGCCUCUUCAGUAGGCAAACGUUUUUGAAUGUUGCAGCUAAUUUGAAUGACGAGCUGACUUAUCUCAUUUUUUUACUUGUCAUUGAGGCAUGUUUGUUCUCCGUUACGUUCGUUCCAUAACGUUUUGCCCUGCUGAAUGCGGCCCGGUUUGCCCCUGAUAACCUUCCAACCACUGCAAUGUAAAACCCCGGGGCUAUGUUCAGGAGUAUGUAACGUUACUGAACGUUCAGAUAAAAAUGUAUGGUGUCGAACACAUGAUCAUCUGUCAGAGUAGGGAAUCGUGUCUGCUCUUUUCAUUACAUUUCUAUCUGCAAUAUUCCAUUUUGUCAUUUUAGUCAUUUAGCAGACAUUCUUAUCCAGUGUGUCUGCUGCUAGACCAGUGUUUCCCAACUCCGGUCCUCCAGUUCCCCCAACAGCCCAACUCCGGUCCUCCAGUACCCCCAACAGCAGCCUUUUGUUGUAGACCUGGACAAACCUACCUGAUGCAGCUCAUUGAGGACCUGAUGAAUAGUUGAAUCAGGUGUGCUUAUCUGAGAAUGUGUACUCUGGUGGAGUUAGGAAAUACUGUGCGAAAUGACUCCAAAUGUGAAAGUAGCGUUUCACGUCCCUGAAUUACAACCCUAGAUGUAUACCCUCUAGUGGAGGCAUCUGGCCACUGGGAUGCAAAUUAAACCUCUUACAAGAGACUUGUUGCAACAGAUCACUUUCCAAUUGGAUCAUCUGAGAUGGCUAUUUAUUUUUGGUUUGUAUUCUUACAUUUUGUUAUUAUUAUCAUCAUCCUAUAUUUGUUUCUCUUUUUUUUUGUUGUACUGAUGUUUAAGAAGCCAGUAGACAACAUUGACCAUAAACCAAUCAUUUUGGUGGUCCAGAAUUCUGUGCUCUGUACACUUCUCACCCAUAUACACUAUAUAUAAAAAGUAUGUGGACACCCCUUCAAAAUUAGUGGAUUCGGCUAUUUCAGCCACACCCGAUGCUGACAGGUAUAUAAAAUCAAA
Molecule: messenger RNA, 3160 nt
Organism: Salvelinus namaycush (lake trout)
Lineage: Eukaryota; Metazoa; Chordata; Actinopteri; Salmoniformes; Salmonidae
Product: SRSF protein kinase 1-like
Exons: 15
Coding region: 52-2133 (693 amino acids)
Biological process (GO): protein phosphorylation; regulation of mRNA processing; spliceosomal complex assembly
Molecular function (GO): ATP binding; protein kinase activity
Source: RefSeq, a predicted model, not a curated record